Messenger RNA from Acanthoscelides obtectus, 657 nucleotides. NCBI's taxonomy places the organism in Eukaryota, Metazoa, Arthropoda, Insecta, Coleoptera, Chrysomelidae. The record is from the annotation of a GenBank genome assembly.
AUGAUUAAAAUUGUAGAACAAAAAGACAAAGCUCCUAAAAAGUUCAAGCGGAAUAGAUUUCCUGCCCAUUAUCAAGAGUUCAAUAGGCUUCAAGGAGUGUUCAAACAGAAAACUAUAGAGGCAGAGACUAUAUGGUACUACACGCUGGAGGAUUGCGUAUUGGAGCGUUGUGAGACCGUGAGAGAUUUAGGUGUCUACACCUACUUUGACCGGGAACUCACCUUCAAUGAUCAUAUCAACCAAAUAAUUUCUAGUGCAUCUAAAACGUAUGGCUUCAUAAUAAGAAUCUGUAGGAUGCCGAACGAAUACAAGCGAAAGACGAAUCGGGGUAUGGCAAGCAAAGGAAUUUACGAACUGGCUUCCGAAGAAGUGAUGCUACGUAAUAAAUCUCUUCGUGAUGCUGCCACAAGUUAUGAUAUAAACCAUACGUCGCUUUACAGAUACAUUAAUAAAAAACAAGCGUAUGAGAGCAAUAAGACCAUCCAACUACCCUCAAUUGGAUAUCAUCGCCCCACAGUGUUUACCAAAGAGGAAGAAAAAUCAUUGUGUGAAUACGUUUUGACCUGCUCUGAUGCCAAUUUUGGGUUGAGUACAAAAGAAGCAAGAAAACUUGCAUUGAGGAAUAUCGCCUUAACUUUUUAUCCCACAGCAUCUUGA